UGCUCAUCAAAAUUGCAUUAAUGUUCAUUCGAGAUAAAUCGUGAUUUUCAUCAAAAUUACAAAAUUGCUCCUGAUUUUACGAUGCAAGUCGUACAGCCGGAUGUAUGGUAUAGGAACUCCCAUUUCCUGGUUAACAACUCACGGACCACGUGUCGACACAUAUGACAUUUCAUUUUUCUUUCUUUUUCCCUUUAGUUUUCUCUUUUCUUUUUCCAUUUCUUUUCUUUCUUCCUCAAGAAUUGUAUGCCUCACCCUUCGUUUCUUCCUUCUUUCUUGUACGCACACUGCUCCCAUUCUUCAGAGCAACUUCACCCCGGUCAGCCAACAAACAAGGAGCAACUUCGUCGGGAAUCGAGCAGAGAUGAAGGCGAUGGACGCCGUCUCCACUAUUGGAGUGCACUGCCCAUCGGAGUCGUCCUCAAUGUCGCCGGAAAUCUCGUCACAGCCGGAAUCUACCCGACAAAAGAAGAAACGAACAGAGGAAAAGAGGGAUUCCGUUCGAGCAGUGCAGAUGCCGUCACCUUCUGCCGCUCCGAUCUACGACGAGUUCAUCAUUGUCGCCCCUCUCAAAUUCUCCGUCUGAACAGAGAAGAAGAGGCGCCAAAAUCCGUCGGAGUGUAACCAUCAACGUCGUCGUCCUCCAUUUACCCUCGUCUUCCACCAGUUAAUUUCAUACAAAUUCUGAGAGAGGAGACCACUACGAGAAAGAAAAGGGGCGGCUGGAGCCGUAAAGAAGAAGAAGAAAGAGAGAAAGGAAAAGGAA
Cuscuta europaea is the source of this 763-nucleotide messenger RNA. Lineage: Eukaryota; Viridiplantae; Streptophyta; Magnoliopsida; Solanales; Convolvulaceae. The record is from the annotation of a GenBank genome assembly.